Molecule: messenger RNA, 3141 nt
Organism: Drosophila persimilis
Lineage: Eukaryota; Metazoa; Arthropoda; Insecta; Diptera; Drosophilidae
Gene: dmt
Product: protein dalmatian
Exons: 3
Coding region: 162-2588 (808 amino acids)
Source: RefSeq, a predicted model, not a curated record
GCAGCUGUACCCCCCAAACUAUUUCGUGCGAUCUAAACAAAAUCACUAACUAAAUGGUUAAAAGGUCGAAUACCUAUACAUUUUGGCACCCAAUGCGGUAGCAGGAACAAGCUCAAGUCGCGUUUUGCUCAAACCACGCAGCGGGAGUCAUCCACGGCACAAUGGCAGCCACCACGACUUCAAUGCCUCGCCUUCGAAGAUGCGUAGUUAAAAUACAGCGCAUUAAGCCCCACGAAAAUGCAAUACUAACGGGCCAAGAGCCAAUUUCUAGCCAAAAUACUAUCCCAUCCCCUACCAAUCCACCCGAGGCGCGCGCUGGAGCAUGCGACACAAGUGUCUUUCAGCCAGAUCGCAACUCCACGAUGUGCGUAUCCAGAACACAGAUUAACGUCACGGGCGCGAAUUUACCAAACGCAACUAUAUCACCAUUUCGCAUUCGCAUCAAGAAAUUGCCUGUGCCCAAGCCAGUGGAGACGGCCACACCAGUGCAGCCUACAACUGUAUCCCCAGUUCAAGUGCGCCUCAAGAGAAUCCGCUUGGCUAAGCCGGCAGAGACAGCGGCUUCCGCACCGCCUACAACUACAACACCAGUACGUGUUCGCAUCAAACGAAUCCCCCUGGCUAAGCCAGCAGAGACAGCGACAUCCGCGCAAAGUACAACAACGCAGGCUGAGCGAGGGCAUCGGUUCUUCCACAGAGAUCAGCCACCGACGAGAUCAAGGUCUUCCGUCACGCGCAACGUCUAUGAGUUUCUCUCCCAGUCUCAGAUUGAAGAUGACAAGAAUCGCGAAGAUCCUGCUGCUGAUAUAAUCAAAAAGAUGGUAAGCGCCGGCAAGGCGUGCGUAAUGAUUCGCUCCAAAAAGGAUGGCAGACAACGCGCCAAGCCCGUGAAGAAGGUUCGACCAGUGGGUAAACGAAGACAGUGCUCUCUGAAAAACUUGGAAUCUUCAAAGUCCAAAGAGGGCACGCCAGAGAAACGGAUUCCUCUGGCGCCCGCGGCCGCGGCCCUGUCGCCGAUUCUCGAGCCCGACAAUGAUGUCAUCGGUAGCAGUGAUUCUGAAGCACCCAACGCUGGACCUUUUCAAGUAUCAGUGAGUGUGCAUAGCCCUCCGCAGGCACGCUUUUCUGUCCAGCGGAAUGCAUCGACACACCACCCUAACACACCACCCUUACACGACGGCGCCUACAGCCAUUUGGCCCGUUCCGUAUUGCUCAAUGAAACUAAGACACAUUAUCCGACAAACUCGAUAGAGAGACGCCGCCAACUGGUGAACAUGGCGCGUAAAUUUGUGAGCACACCGCUCAGACGUAAGAGCCCAAGUAGCAAUGUCACGGCAUCGGCAAUUUCCCCGAUUCCACGACAGACUGUGGUGGCCAGUCCUUCAGGUGGUGCCUCUCCCUGGCGAGUAUCUGACGAAUCAGCCAUGCCGAAUACAUUUGUAUUCGGCUUCAACACAUCACAGUUGCCAUCGUAUUCCAGCGAUCACAUUCAACGUCGCCAGCAUGUCUAUGUACCAGACGAAGCAGCAGCUGCAGGACCAGUGGGGGAUCCACCCAACGAAGAGUCAAUUUGUCCGGCCUUGGACGAGCAAAGUCUGGGAUCGAAUGCGAACGAUUCAAACGAGGAAAAUCUGCCACCAACUGUUGCGCAUAAAACCCCGACAACAGCCAAUGAUCAGGAAGAUGCGGAGAACGUUGAAAACGUUGUACAUUUGCCAAACCCAAGGCGGACGCUGCAGGAACGUGCUCCUCUGAAAGACAUCAAUGUAUUGGAUGUGGUUGUACUGCCAUCGUGGAAGAAGAAUAUCCAAACAACACCCAUAACGCCCACGAAAGCCACUACACCAGCAAUGACGAGUUCUCCAGCUAAUCAGUUUUUCGGGUUCGAUGAGUUCUUGGAGGAGGAAAAUAGCCCCAAACGCCGCAGAACAGAACGGAACACGACUGUCCACACACCUAGUAAAUCCGGCAAUCUGUUCGGCUUUGAAGAAUUCCUCGAAGGGGAUGAAGCUGCCGAGUCUAGGGGCUCUACUUCCGCCCCUCAAAAUGUGACGCUGCACGAGAAACUGCAGCGACUUAAGCAGCUACGACCUACGGAAAAAGAGCUGCCGCAGGUUUCCACCGCUCCGCUGCGCCGUGCAGGCGAUUGUUUUGGUGAGCUGCAACCACAACAGCGUGACAUUCGGGAUGUGCUGUGCUCCACCAUGUUGUCGGAAACGACGAAACGGCAACCUGCACUGGCUGCAGACGAGUCGGCUGGAUUGUUCAAAGAUUCAGAGCCCGAUCUGGAGACAACAUUUGACGCAAAGGCCCACAGACGCACUUAUGUGAAGGAGAAACCCAAGCGCAAGCGGAAGCAACGCGUCCAAGUGCUGUAUAUAGACAGUGGAUCGUCCGAAGACGAGGACGGGGAGAACGAGCCGGACUCGCGUGAUAACAGCGUCGAAUCUCCAAAGAAAAGAGGUCCAGGACCGCGACAAAAACGACCCCGAAAGGAUGUCGAGCACGAGGCAAAACUGCAGGAAUUCAUCACCAGCUUCAACAAGGAAUGCGAGGAGGUGCAGAAUUAUUCACUGGUCAUUGAAUAGCCCAUACCUUAAGGAUUAUGGUAGCUUAUUGGUUUUUUUUUUUUUCACCCUUCCAUCGAAGGAACUUUAAAUUUAAGAAAAGGAUCAGAGUGUAUCAUUGUUUUUCCCCCCCUUCCAUCGAAGGAACUUUAAAUUUAUGAAAAGGAUUAUGGUGUAUCAUUGUUUUUUUCCCCCCCUUCCAUCGAAGGAACUUUAACUUUAAGAAAAGGAUCAUGGUGUAUCAUUGUUUUUUCCCCCCCUUUCAUCGAAGGAACUUUAACUUUAAGAAAAGGAUCAUGGUGUAUCAUUGUUUUUUCCCCCCCUUCCAUCGAAGGAACUUUAACUUUAAGUUAAGGAAAUUUAGUAAGAGAAUUCGAAUUAAUCUCGCCAACAAUAUCUGUAAUACGUAUACGAUUACACAUUCUGAUAGAGUGCAUUUAUUAUUUUACUAUCCAUUCCAUGUAAAUAGCUCGUCUAUAUUCUGACCAAUCUACAAGUGUAAGAAAACGUGUUCGAUUUGAAACUUUCGUCUUGCAAAAAUAUAAAACUGAAAUAAUUUCACAAAAAGGUUACA